AUGAUACACAAUGACACUGAGGACGACGAGAAUUGGGUUGCCAGCGACGACAAUGAAGAGGAGGCGCCAAUGAGGUGCAGCUUUUCUGUAGAAGACCUCCUGGAUGAAGUGGAGAAGAUUUGUUAUGACGCCUCAGGAACAUCUAAGGUGGAGAUGGUGGUGCGCCUCUGGAAGGAUGGCUUCACCGUCAAUGACCAAGAGUUUCGCAGCUACUCCAUCCCUGCAAACCAAGAGUUCCUGGAUGCUAUUAAAAGAGGGGAACUUCCGGCAGAGUGGGAGAGCCGAGCUGAGGAGGAGGAGCUGGAAGUCAAUGUGGAGGAUCUGACGGAGGAAGAGUACGUUCCCAGAAAGAAAGUUUUUCACCCUUUCAGUGGGCGAGGAUACCGACUUGGCAGCGUGGCGCCCCGAGUGGUGGCCCGCUCGCCGUCGGUGCACGAGGACGGCGAAUCUCCCCCCAUCCCCAUGGUAACCCUGGACCACACCCUGCCCGUCACCUCUCUGCAGCUGUGGUUGGCCGACGGCCGCAGGCUGGUACAGCGCUUCAACCUAUCCCAUCGGAUCAUGGACGUUCAUGAUUUUGUGUCACGUUGCCAGAGGAGUUGCCCGCCUUUUGUGCUCACCACGUCGCUUCCUGUGCGGGAGCUCAACAAUCAGGAGCUGAGCCUCGAAGCGGCGGACUUGGCUAACGCCGUCAUCGUCCAACGGCCCCUCAACACGCAUGCGCCCUUCGUGCCAUAA
Messenger RNA from Nerophis lumbriciformis (worm pipefish), 738 nucleotides. The record is from RefSeq and is a predicted model, not a curated record. Lineage: Eukaryota; Metazoa; Chordata; Actinopteri; Syngnathiformes; Syngnathidae.